CAACACACACACACACGCACAGAAUCGCGGCGAUUAAUGAGGCGAUGCAAGCAGCAGAAGCAGAAGCACAUUCCAGCUGGCUGGCUGGCGGUCAAGGGUGAGAGGCAGGCCAGGCCAGGCUAGGCCAGCCCAGCUGCUUGACACUUCACUCAAGUCUUGGCGCGCGAGCAACACGCACGCCCGAUGUCCCCUUCGCGACUUGACUUCUCUUUCUUUCACUUCUCCUCCCUCUCCUCCCAACACUACCACUCCAGCAAAUCAGCAUCCCUCCCUCUUUUCACACACUCUUUCGCAACAUGUUCUUCCGCAACGCCGUCGCUGCUGCUGGCACCGCCCUGGUGGCCGCCUCUACCGUUUCUGCUCAGGGCAACGUCAACUCGGAGAUCGCCGAGGCCGUUCUCAAGUACGGAGCCCAGGGUCUUCUCCCCGGCGUCGUUAACCAAACGGACACCAACGUCAGCUCGGCGUUGAUCCUCUCCUUCGGCGGUCAAAACGCCACUGUAGGCCGUUCCUUCACCCUCCCCGCGGACGACGCCACGCUCAAGCAGACGCCCGAGUACCAGCUCGACGUCCCCUCGACGCUGGCCGCACAGUACGCCCAGGAGAACUUCACAGCCAUGCUCGUCGACCCGGGAGCGGCUGGCCAGAUCCUUGGCGGAUCCCUCGUCACGAGGCAUUACUUGGCUAACAACCUCAAGUACGAGGGUGGCCGCCUCACCAACAGCACCCCUGCCAUCCAAUCCUACGUCGAGCCUGGCCCGGCCGCCGGCUCAGGCGCGCACCGCUACAUGGCUCUAGUCUUCGCGCAGGGCUCCGACUUCGAGGCCCCCGAGGGUCUCAAUGCCCCCGGCGUGCAGCUGAGCAACAUGACCCUCAGCGAGUACAUCGACGAGUCCAACAUCGGCAAGAUUGUCGCCCUCUCCUACAUCACAGUCGAGGACACCAGCCAGGGAGAGCAGACCUUCUCCACCACCUCGGCCGUCCCCUCCGCUUCGGUUGAGGCUGUUGCGUCGCACCUGAGCCAGAGCAUCGCGGGCAGCCCAACGGCGGCUGCGUCCGGGUCGAGCGGGUCGGGUGGAUCGAGCGGGGCGGCCUCGUUCGGUGUCAAGGGCUCUACGCUCGCCGUCGCUGGCUCGUUGGCGGCUGCGGCCAUGCUCGGCUUCCUCGUCGUCGUAUAGACGCUCCUCGCGAGCAGCCCUGCGAUACAACCCCGUCGUUGACGCGUGAAUUGCGUUGGAAGCUUCCCAUCUCUGAGGCCUCACGCUCCGCGCUUCCACCUCUCACACAUCUCAUCUUCUGCUCCUUCUCGCCCCGCCCUAAUCCGCCGUGCCGCGCCACGUCAUGUCGCUACUCUUAACCAUUCACGCACGAGCACGAAUUGGAUCAUGUAUGCAAUUCCAAUCGCCACGUCAUCCAUCUCACUC
This is a messenger RNA of Jaminaea rosea, 1424 nucleotides long. RefSeq lists its product as hypothetical. The transcript has 2 exons. The record is from RefSeq and is a predicted model, not a curated record. Bases 297 to 1178 code for a protein of 293 amino acids. Lineage: Eukaryota; Fungi; Basidiomycota; Exobasidiomycetes; Microstromatales.